This is a messenger RNA of Panonychus citri (citrus red mite), 7129 nucleotides long. RefSeq names its product dedicator of cytokinesis protein 2-like (gene mbc). The record is from RefSeq and is a predicted model, not a curated record. Gene Ontology annotation, cellular component: cytoplasm; plasma membrane. Gene Ontology annotation, biological process: small GTPase-mediated signal transduction; cell migration. Lineage: Eukaryota; Metazoa; Arthropoda; Arachnida; Trombidiformes; Tetranychidae. Gene Ontology annotation, molecular function: guanyl-nucleotide exchange factor activity; small GTPase binding.
GAGCCAAAGAUCUUUUGCUUUCAUCACAACACAAUUUUGUUUCUUUCUCUCACUUGACUCUUCCUCUCUUUUUGUUUUAAUUUAAAUUCUAUUUAAUUAAUCAAUGACUAAUCAAUAUGUUUGUACUCAUCUAUUUAACUAGUGUUUAGUUUAAUUACUGUUUCCAUUCUGGUUCAACUGUUUGGUAUUUGUAACUUUUAGGGUCUACCAAAUUACCUUAAUUGGAUUGAAGUUCAACUUGGUGUCUCUCCCUUUCAUCAUCAUCAAUCCAUAUCAUCAAUUUAUCUUUUACUCUUUCUCUCUUUAAUUGUUUAUCUUAAAAUCAAAGAGAGAUAAUCAUCCUAGUGGAUUGACUAUUAUUACUUUCUGGUGAUCCUAAUUGUCAAAUCAUCUAUGUUUCUAUUUGAAUGGUUCCAUUUUUAAUUUCUCUAAUCUAAUUGUCCAACUGAUACAAUGGAUGAAAAUUGGACUCCUGUUGAGGAUAAAUUCAAAUAUGGAGUUGCCAUUUCCAACUUCUCGCCAUCAUCAUUGGUUAACAUUAAAAGCGCCUUAGAGUUGACUGUUGGUGAAACUAUUGUCAUCCAACUGACCACCAAAGAUUGGUUUUAUGGCCAUAAAACGGGUGAAAAUAUUUCCGGAAUAUUUCCUAAAAGUUAUAUUGCAAUUAAGGAACCAACUGAUGAUAAGAAUGGCUCCACAAGAGAGCCAAGUAUAGCUCUUGAAGUCGCAAUAAUAAUCCGAGAAUGGAAAAUAAAAUGGAGACAACUUUACAUUAAGCGAAGUAAAGACUUUGACACUGUCAGACUGAUGAUGAUUGAGAUGAUUGACCUACGAAGUAAAAUAAUGUCCGGUGCCUUACCUGUAGACGAGCUUAAAAUAAUCAAGCAAACACUAACUUCUAAAAUUGAUUUAGGGAAUGUUUUACUUGGAUUUGAUAUGAUUGUUCGGGAUGAUCAAGGAAAUGUUCUAGAUCCAAGUGAAUGUAGUGCCAUUGAACUUUACCGUGCCCAUGAAAAUUCAACCGCUAAAAUAAGGAAAGAAUCAAAUCGAGGUCUAGCAAUCGCAAUAGAAAACAAGGAAAUUCUUCAAGCAAUGAAGGGUGUAAAUAGUCUUCAUUUCUCUCUCUAUGUAACAAUCAACAAUUGUACCUGUCACAUUGGUGAAGAUGCCGACAUAUUGAUAACCCUUUACGAUGGAAAAGAGUCCAAGUUCAUCAGUGAAAAUUAUGUUGUUCCCUGGAGCUCACAAGGAUUAAUGAAGGAAUUUGCUAAAUCCAACAAAGGACGUGUUGUAUUCUGUGAUCUCGGAAGUAAAGACUUAAAACGGGAAAAAGUUUACAUAAUUUGUCAAAUCAUUCGUAAAGGUGCAAUGGAAUUAAAGGAAAAUGAUCAAAGUCAUCGAGGAAAAAGUUUAUCACAAUUGAAGAAAGAUCAGCAUAAACGGUUAAAUGAAGGUAUUCGACGUCCAUUUGGUGUUGCCGCUUUCGAUGUGACGGACAUUUUAAAAGGAAAAGUCGAAAGUGACGGAGAGAAACAUUUUUUUAUUCCUUUCAUGCAAUGUAUGGAAAAGGAUACACUCGAUUCAACAAUUCGAAAACUUCUUUCUCUUAAAGGUGAAAUCAGUGAAAAAGAUCACAAAGGUCAAGGGCUAUGGAUAUCAUACAAACUAUUACUUGGUGAUCUUGAAAAGGCUCGUGGCGAUUCACCUCACCUAAUCUCUCAAUACACCAAAAUAGCUCGUCGAAUGGGUUUCCCUGAGAUUAUCCUACCAGGUGACAUUCGCAAUGAUUUAUAUUUAACUCUGAUUUCUGGUGAUUUCAGUUCAAAGGCAAGUAAUGCUAAGAAUAUUGAAGUAACCAUAAGAGCGUGCAAUGAUAAGGGAAUGGUCCUUUCCGAAGCAAUUAGUAUUGGCCCUGGCCUACCAUUAGGAUCAGAGUACAAGUCCGUUGUGUAUUAUCACGAGGAAAAACCGAAAUGGAUGGAAACUGUCAAAAUUUCACUGGACAUUGAAGAUUUUCGUAAUGCCCACCUAAAGAUAACUUAUAAACACCGAUCCAGUAAUGAAUCAAAAGACAAGAAUGAGAAACCUUUUGCCUUUUCAUUUAUUCGUCUUAUGAAUGAAAACGGUACUACUCUUAAAGACUCUGUCCAUGAGCUUUUAAUUUAUAAAAUUGAUUCUAAAAAAUAUGAUGAAACCGAUUCCAAUGUUAGCUAUUUCAAACUACCUUCAACACGAGCUGAACUUGAGACCAAAAUCCCGAAGGCAACCUACUCCAAUUCCGGAUCUAGUUUGAAAUUGGCCUUUUCCAAUAUUAGCGUCCCUGGUUUAACCCUUAAUCCUCGUGAUGUUUGUCUUGUUUCCUCGAUUGUCUGUUCAACCAAAUUGACCCAAAACAUUGACCUUCUUGGCCUAUUGAAAUCACCUCCAUCUACAAACGACGAGGAACUGAAAGCUUGUCUUGCAUUUAUGAAAGUUGAUGGUGAAGAUAUUGUCAAGUUUUUACAAGACAUUUUAGAUUCACUUUUCAAAACCUUAACCGACAAGGAAUCAGAUGAAUUUGUUGACUUGGUGUUCAAAGCAUUGGUCUUUGUGGUUGGUUUAAUCUCGGAUACCAAGUAUCAACAUUUCCGUCCCGUACUUAACGUUUACAUUGAGAAAACCUUUUCGGCUGCUUUAGCUUACAAUAAAUUGAUUAUUGCACUUCGACGAUACAUUGACAAAUUAUCCGCUGGACGAUUACAGUGUAGUAGUGACAAAUUAAAUGGACCAUCAGCACUUGACGCUUCCAUUGGAUCAGUUCACCGAGAUUUUAAUGAUAGUCAAUUUGUGAUCAGUAUGAUGAAAAGUUUGGAAUUUCUUUUCAAAUUUGUUGUUCGAUCUCGAUGUCUUUUCCUUGAAUCCCAGAGACUCCAAAGAUUUGACCAUGUUUCCCUCGAUCAUAUGAUUGAAUUUACUUCAAUGCAAGAUUUACUCAUUUCUUUUACUUCACUAAUGUCACCCCGAAGUAAAGCAAGCAUUGAAAUCCAAGCAUUGUGCCUUAAAUACAUUCCACCCGCAAUACCUGAGAUACUGAUUGUCUUUGAAAGGAAAACUUUAAGUCACAUAUUAACUGAAUUAAUUACUCGAGUUCCUUACGAAAAGUUGAAACAGCAAAAGUUAAUCUUUAUGUUGGAUAUCAUUCAGUGUGAUUGCCUUUUCGGUGACCCGGAAGCAAGGAAAAUAUUAUUACCCGUGUUUAGUGAACAUAUUCACCAUUUUCUCGAGAAGAAAACUGAAUUAGAUUAUUCUGUUCAAGUGCUAAGUGAAAUUUUAAUAGCUCUAAGUCAUCGUCCAUCCGAUGAAAUCGAAGCCGAUAUUGCCGACCUAAUGAUGGCCCUCCUUCGAACCGUUAUACUCGCCGUUAUUGGUCGAGGUCGUGAUCAACUAUUAAUCGGCAACCUAGUUGCCAUUAUGAUUGAUAUUCUUCGCCUUAUGACCCCAGGUCAUUACGAUAAAUACAUGGAACUCUAUAGUGACCAUCGGCAAUUGUUAGAAUUUCUAAUUGAACUACUUUUGGUCUUUAAAGAUCUUGUUUGUGCUCCAGUUUAUCCUAUUGACUGGAUUGAGAUGUUGAUGCUUCAAAAUUAUGUCAUAUUAACAUCGUUGAAACAAUUUGCGAUGAAAAUUCGUGAACGUUUUGUAGGCACUCACUUUGAAUAUCAAUUAUGGAACAACUUUUUCCACUGUGCAAUCGCCUUCCUAACACAGAAAGCACUUCAAUUGGAAAACUUUUCUCUCACCAAACGGAACAAAAUUUACGAUCGUUAUCGUGAUAUGAGACGUGAAGCAGCCUCAGAGAUUCGUUGUAUGUGGUUCCAUUUAGAUACUCACACUAUUGAAUUUGUUCCUGACUUAAUUGGUCCCUUUUUAGAAGUUGCUCUUAUUCCCGAUCAACAUCUUCGCAAAGAAAUUAUCCCAAUUUUCUUUGAGAUGAUGCAAUGUGAAUUCUAUUCAGCCCGUGUACCCACCCAACGAACAUUUAAAGGCUGUGAAGAUGAAAUGAUUACACAAUUAGAUAAAAUGAUCGAGGCAGGUAAAGGAGAUAUUAAUUUCCGUGAAUUGUUGAAACGAGAAAUUGAAGAUAAAUUUGAAAAUCAUUCUCACAUGAGGGAAAAAGGAUUAAAAUUUGUCAACAUGGUUGACAAAUUGAUUCGUCGGUUACUCGAGUAUCGAGCAAUGUUGAAUGACGAUGUUGAAGAGAAUCAAGAAUGUCUAAUGAUCUGUAUUGUUAAUCUACUUGAAUUUUAUCAUAAACACAAGAGAGAGGAAAUGUAUCUACGAUAUUUGUACAAAUUGGUCGAUCUUCAUAUCGCCUGUGAAAACUACACUGAAGCUGCCUACGCACUCUUAUUACACGCUACUCUCCUUCACUGGACCGAUGAACCUUUACCGCCUCAGUUAAGGUCAGAACGUAAUCCGGAAAGUAAAUCUCAUCGAGAGUUAAAGGAAAACCUUUACAAGACAAUAAUCGAUUACUUUGAGAAAGGUCAACAAUGGGAGGAAGGUUUAAAAGUUUGCAAAGACUUAAUAAUCAAGUACGAACGAGACAUACUCGACUAUGUUCAACUAUCAAAUUUGUACCAAAAAAUGGCCACACUUUAUGAUCAUAUUGUGAAACAAACUCGAAUCAAGCGAGAUUAUUAUCGAGUCGCUUAUUAUGGUAAAGGAUUUCCUGCUUUCCUCCGGAACAAAGUAUUCAUCCACCGAGGAAAACCUUAUGAGCGUCUCGGUGAAUUUACCAAACGUCUUAUGGACAUGUUUCCAAAUUGUAUUAAAUUAGAUCCACUUGCUUCACCUGAUCAAGAGAUUACCGAUUCCGAUGGUCAACAUCUUCAAAUCAAAACGGUUGACCCAUUGGUUGAAUUGAAAGACCGUUUCAGAGGAAAACUACUCCAUCCUCAUAUAAUCUCCUUCUAUGAAGGUAAUCAAGUUCAAAAGUUCAGUCUCUCAAGGAUAUUUAAACGUGAAUCUUAUUGGGGUGAAAAUGAAUUUGCCUCUCGUUGGGUUGAAAGAACAGUCAUGAAAACUCAAUAUCCACUUCCGGGAAUUUUAACCUGUUUCAUGGUAACCGAAGUUAACUCAUCAGAGUUUUCUCCAAUUGAAAUUGCUAUCGAAGACAUGGAGAAAACUAAAUCUGAUGUAAUCCGAGCAAUAUGUUCCCAUCACUAUCAAUUACCCAAUUUAAAUAUCGCUGAGAUACUUUUGAUGAAAAUUCAAGGUAUUGUCGAGGCUGCGGUCAAUGGGGGUAUCGUUAAUUAUGAAAAGGCUUUCGUUGAGAGUAGGGAAUAUAUUCAGAUUGAUGAUGGAAUGGACAUUGGACGUAAAGAUGAUCUCAUCAAAAAGUUAAUCAAUUCAAUUGCUUCCCUGAUUCCUAUUCUAGAGAUUGCAUUUGCUCUUGUUAAACCUUUCAUCACUCCCGAUCUUCAACCUUUGUAUGAACAUUUAGAGGAAUCGUUCCGUAAAAUGAAACAAUCACGAGAAGUGGCCUAUGGUAAACGACCACCUCCCAAGGAAUUAACUUUCCUAUUAAACGAGAUCAACAAACGUAACUCAUCAUCAACUGAAGGAGAAGAGAAAUUGGAUCGAUCAAGUCUCAAUCAAAGCGUUGGUAAAGGACGAUCUCGAUCGGUGUUUAGUCUUGCUAAUCCGCCCAAUUGGUCAUUUCCCUCUGGGGCAACAAUGAAGGAAACUCUGAGAUCCAAGAAAAAUUCAUCCAAUUCCAAUGCCAAUAGAAAAGCUAAAGGUGAAAGUAGCACCAAAUGGUUUGACGUUAAUGAUAACAAUCCAAGUUCGUUAGGUGAUAAUACCAAUAACAAUAAUAAUAACGAGAUAAAUACCGCCCGUUCCUCUGCAAACGAUGUCUCAAUGGACUCACUUUUGGUACGAUCAGCUGCUAUACGAACACCUAGACCUCGAAGUGGAGGACAAAUAAGACCCUCUCCAGGUCGAAGUCCAAUGAAUCACACACUCUCAGCGACCUGUUUAACUACUUUUCCAAUCCAAUCCGAGCCUGAAUACAAUGAAUCAUCAGAUAUAUUACAAGAUUCACCAGAACCACCGCCACUUCCAGUUAAACAACAUUCCACCAUGGAUCUGUCCAUUGGUAGUCCCGAUCGUGAACCCUUAACAAUAGAUGAUCGAACUUCCUUUUCUCGUAAUCGUAAAGGCUCCUUGCCCUCUAAAUCAUCAAUCUUCAACAAACCCCUUCCACCACCACCACCCACCGUUGUUUAUUAUGCUCACGCCCGACAAACAUCAGUUCCUAGUUAUCGAACAAGCUCUCGAACCUAUGUGUCACCCGAAGAUAAUACAGAACCACCUCUUCUGCCAAAGAGACCAAGUCAUAGUACCACCAACCUCUCAGUGCCAAUUUCCUCCGAAUCAAGGAAAGAUGCUAUUUGAAAGAGGGCCAAUAAUCAUACAAUUAAUUUCCAUUUACUAAUUACAAGGAAAAGAGGAUCAACCUAGUCUUUAAUUAUCCUUAAAUUGUCCACCUACUUUGGCCUUAUCAUAUUUUUUUACCCACCAUUGAGUAAUAUUUAAAUUCCAAUAAUUAACAGUAUCAUUCAUCAAACAAUUAUUAGUGCUAACUGGAUUUAAGGUAUUAAUCAUCAUCAUCAUUAUCAAGGAAACAAAAUGAACCAAACAAUUAUUGCCAUGAAAAAAAAACCAUUUUUUAUACUUACGAUUCUAAGCUCUAUUUUUAUAAAACUGUGAUUAUUAUCAACCUUGGAUAAUCAACGAAAAUCAUCCUAAAUCAUACCAACACAAUCAAAGUCAAUCAACAAGAAGAGAAAACAAAAUCAAGGCUAAUUAAUCAACUUGACUAAAGUUAUCAACCAAAUUGUUUCUUUAAUUUUUCUCUCUCUCUCUCUCUCUACCAAAACCAUAAAUGGGACACACACUAAAGCAUAUUCAAUAUGUAAUCAAUCAUAAUUGUAGACUAUUUUAUUUAUCUUCCUCUCUCCAAAUCAUUCACCUUCUAAUGACUUUUAAUUGCCUUAAUUUGAUUGAAAAACAUUUAUCUCAAUUGUUAAAUAAAUUCACAGGUAACAAUUUAUUUCUAUUAAAUUAAACAUUUCAAACUCGA